This is a messenger RNA of Rhipicephalus sanguineus (brown dog tick), 2046 nucleotides long. Its product is annotated as polypeptide N-acetylgalactosaminyltransferase 1. The transcript has 8 exons. The coding region runs from base 184 to 2046 and encodes 620 amino acids. NCBI's taxonomy places the organism in Eukaryota, Metazoa, Arthropoda, Arachnida, Ixodida, Ixodidae. Gene Ontology annotation, cellular component: Golgi apparatus. The record is from RefSeq and is a predicted model, not a curated record.
CCACUGACGGCUGACGCUCCGUUUCGCCAGCUGGGUGUGUGCCACGUGUGUUUUUCGUAGUCAUGUCGAAGAUCUCGAGAAUGCCGCGAUACGUCCACACGAGGGAACACCUGUCGCGGCUCGGCGCAUCGUCUCAACUCCUCGGCUUCGCCGUUUGAUGGGCCGCGAACGCGGUAGAGCACGAUGGCCCUGCUCUUCCCGCGGCGCCGUCGACCCACUGUUGUUCGUCUCCUCUCGGUGCUGGCUAUCGCCGGGGUCACGGUGCUUUUGCUACGAAGCCGAAUCACUUCCGACGAUCACCUAGACGAUCGGAUCGCCUUCCGAGAACGGCUUUCUCCAAAUGAUGACCGUGGAAAGGCGGCUGCCACAGCGGGGGAUGUGCAGAGGGCCCAAGCACCGCGCUACCACGGAGACGACAGCCCGCUGCUUCCGAACGUCUACGACCCGGAUGAAGUAGAGUUCUUCAACAGGCUCAACGAAGAGUGGGGCAAGAACGGUGCGGGAGUGACUCUCACGGGCGACGAAAAAGAAAAGGCCGACAAGGAAUUCUCGAGAGCUGGCUUCAACGCCUACGUUUGCGACCGCUUACCGUUAAAUAGGACACUGGGUGACCGUCGCCACCGCAGCUGCCGGAAUGCGGAGUAUGACGUCGACAGCCUACCCACCGCUUCCGUGGUGAUUAUUUUUACCGACGAACUCUUCUCGGCACUCCUGAGAACUGUGUACAGCGUGAUAAACCGCACCCCACGCCGCCUACUGAGGGAAAUAAUCCUCGUCGAUGACUACAGCCAAAUAGACGAGAUGGCUAAUGGCCGCCUGGAGCGGUUCAUUCGGCGCCACUUCCGUCCGGGCUUCGUGAAGCUCAUCACGCUACCCAAACGCGAGGGCCUGAUCCGCGCCCGGCUGACAGGCGCCCGGGCCGCGUCGGGCGACGUGCUCGUCUUCCUUGACUCGCACUGCGAGGCCACCGACCAUUGGCUGGAGCCCAUGGUGGAGCUGAUAAAGAAAGAUCGCACCACGGUAGUGUGCCCGAUCAUUGAUCUGAUUGAUGACAAGACCCUUCAGUACAUGGGCACAAGCUCGGAUUUCUACCAAAUUGGUGGCUUCAACUGGAAGGGCGAGUUCAUCUGGAUAAACACGCCCGAGGCCUGGAGGAAGGCGCGCAAGAGCAAAGCGGACCCGAUGCGUUCGCCCACAAUGGCUGGUGGCCUGUUUGCAAUUGAUCGCAAGUACUUCUGGGAUAGCGGCUCUUAUGAUAGCGAGAUGGAAGGCUGGGGAGGCGAGAACCUGGAGAUGUCAUUCCGUAUCUGGAUGUGCGGUGGCUCUUUGGUGAUAGCUCCGUGCUCUCACGUGGGCCACAUUUUCCGCGACUACCACCCGUACAAAUUCCCAAGCAACAAGGACACGCAUGGCAUCAACACAGCCCGGCUUGCUGAAGUGUGGAUGGACAACUACAAGUACUACUUCUACCAAAACCGUCCAGAGCUCAGGAAAAUAUCAUUUGGGGACAUCUCGGAGCGCAAGGCACUGCGUAACAAGCUGCAGUGCAAAUCUUUCAAGUGGUACCUGGACAAUGUAUACCCCAACAAGUUUGUUCCCAGCGAGAAAGUGUUUGCCUUUGGAAAUGCAAGAAAUCCAAACACUGGCAUGUGUCUUGAUUCCAUGAGCCACAACUAUGACAACACGGAACCACUCGGCAUCUAUCCUUGCCAUAAGGAUACAAACAGUGGUGGUAACCAGGUGGGUGCCAUCUCCUGGAAGACAGCUGUGGCAGAGUUGUCCAGCGAGCCAGACAAAUCCGACAAGGCUGCCCGCAAAGUCAUGAUGGCCCCUUGCGGCGAGGGCGCAGAGUCUGAGGAGCGGCAGCGUUGGGACCACACGCGUGGUGGCCCACUGAAGCACCGGCAAACGGGUUUGUGUAUCGAGGCAGCUCCGACAGACCUGGACGCUGUGCUAGCCAAGCCAUGCACCGGUGGCCACAACCAAGUGUGGUGGUUCCUGCACUACGCCCGCCCACAAGUUGACGUACUGCACAACACGAACUAA